AAGCAUUCUACAAGUAUAGGUCCUUCGCGCGGAAAGCUUAGAAGCAACUUUUUUUCUUUUCCGAAAAGGUGGUUGAGCUUAGAAGCAACGAUGAAGAGCAGCACGCUCACUGCGAUCCUAGUUCUGCAGGCCGUCCUGGUCAUGGGAAUCCUUGCAGAGGUGAAUGCCGUGGGGUAUUGGCCGAAGUGCUGCGACAACUGUACGUCCUUCUCGGGGGUCCAGGUCUGCGAUGACAACAUGGCCAGGUGCCACCCUCACUGCGUGAAGUGCCGCGUGGUGCAGGAGAAGCCUGUCAAGACGUUCCGGUGCGCCGAUGCAAUCACCGUCGACGGCACAUGCGGUCGCAAGCCCUGCAAGCACCACUGAUCGAUCGACCGAGCUCAGAUGAGGUGACCAAACGAGAUGCACACCAACGAAUAUGUGCAGUGUCAUCAUCAUUCUCAUCGUCUUUGUUAUUGUCGUUCUAAUUUUCUUCCACAAAUAAAAAUCGAUGCCGAUCGGCUGGUCGGUGCAUGUUGCGUGUCGUAGCCUCCGUGAUGUUGAAAAUGUAUGGCGCACAACUGUCAACUCCUAUGUGCGCAAUUAAUAAGGCACUUGCCGGUUAAUUCUGAUUUAACUAAACUGCCCUAUGCACUUGCACUAAGCCAUGAAUUACUUUUUAGGUAUUAAAUCCAACGGUUAAAAUAAUUAAGUUGAUGUGAUCAA
This is a messenger RNA of Brachypodium distachyon (stiff brome), 705 nucleotides long. RefSeq lists its product as uncharacterized. Gene Ontology annotation, cellular component: extracellular region. The record is from RefSeq and is a predicted model, not a curated record. Gene Ontology annotation, molecular function: serine-type endopeptidase inhibitor activity. The coding region runs from base 91 to 366 and encodes 91 amino acids. The transcript is spliced from 2 exons. NCBI's taxonomy places the organism in Eukaryota, Viridiplantae, Streptophyta, Magnoliopsida, Poales, Poaceae.